CUCGUCUGGUUACAUUUGCGAUUCAUGGAAGAUUUUGAUAUCGAAACAAAAAUCAAUUUAUUCGCUUGUAAAACUAUAUAUCAACAACCUGAGAUCAAAAUUGGAAUAAUCAAGAGUUUGUUCAUGUAAAUAACAAAUCAUUGUGUAUUGUGUCACGUUGCUAAUUAAAACUAGACGACAUGUCUAAUCUCGAUGUUCAAUGAAGUCGGACAUAAUAGUGAUUACUUUGUUAUAGGGAUACGAAUUCACUCCAAGUCGUAUGUUUCUUUUGUGGUAGUUCUCCAUACGGGAUUCCACAAUGUUGUCGUCGUUCCAUCACAGAUUUAAAAGAUAUUAUAGUGUAAGGGACAAUGUGUAUUUCUAUUUUUGACAAGAAGUGGUGAACUCAUAUGCAGUGAUUGUUAUUUGUCAGCGUUUUGCAUAAGCACACCAACCAUGGCGGUGAAGAAGCAUGAGCUGGUGCAAGACAAUCGCCAGCUUGACCUGAAUUCACUUAUGCAGUAUAUCAAGUUAAUGAAUGAGCAGCCACACUAUCUGCCGCCUCCGUCUGAACUUGUUAGGAAUUGCCAAGAUAUUGUGAAAUGUCUCUCUCGCACUACUGGUACCGACGAGCAGCUGUGGGAGCUACUGCAGUCGAUCGAGGAGUUCCUCCACCGAGUGGUCAGCUCCGUGCACACCGGGGUCCGCCACGAGCUCAUCACUGCGGUCCUCGACAAGUUCCACUCCUUCAUCUUCGACCCACAGUCGGACGCUUGCCCAGCGACGUCAAUCGUGCUGGUGGUGCUGGACGGGCUGAACGACGAGGAGACUCUGUCCGCGGCGCGCUGGCUCGUGCAGCAGGCGGACCACUCGCCGGAGGCCGCGGGCUUGCGCGCCUCGCUCUCCUGCCUCUACCGCUGGAUGUACGAGUGGCACGGCACGCCCACGCUCGGCGAGUGGGUCAUGGCCUACAUCAAGGCUCUCGAGGAAAAUGAACAUUUUGAUCUGUUGGUGGAGGUGUCAGUAGACAAUGUCGGCCACUUGUUCCUUGCCAUGGGCAACCCGGUGGCGCUCCGCCAGUCCGUCGCUGACGUCAUAUUCCACAUCAUGGCUUCGCUGCGAGAAUCCGCCGAAGCUCUCGACAGAAUCUCCCCUCACGUCGGCACUGUGCUAGUGAACCUAGCGGCCGACAGUGGCCAGUGGAGUCGUCAGAUCCUCCAAGACGUGGUAGAUAUCCUCACGGCGAUGGUCGAUGGACGCAUGGAACUGCUCAAAGGCGACGCUCAGGACAUGUUCAAAGAAAAACACGCCGACUUGAUGUCGUGCCUGGAGCGACACAUGGCUUCCCGCGACUGUCGGUUCCUGCAGCGACCGCCGUGGCGCGCGCGCGACGUGUGUCUCUCGAGUGUCAACUCGCACGCGCCCAUGCGGAAGGUCGGCCUGCUCAAUCUCGGCAACACCUGCUACAUGAAUAGCGUCAUGCAGGCGUUGCUCGUCACUAGACCUUUCAGUACCCACACAGUUUUGAAGAUGAACGCAGUGCCAUAUUGGUCAAAGAUGGGGAUGCUAUUCGCCAAAAUGAUGCAUUCAAUCAGCACCAAACUGAACCCCGAUGAAUUCUUCUCUGUGGUCAAACCACCUUUCUUUACUAAGGAUAAUCAGCAUGACAGUUCUGAAUUUCUAGGGUACCUAUUCGAGUUGCUGCAGUCUCACGAGCACGGGUCCGACCGCAACUUCGACUACACGCGGCCGCCGAUCAUCGUCGGCCGCAGGGCGCUCCCACACAGCCCGCAUUCGCCACCACACUCUAGUGACGGCGAACACUCAGAUCCGGGCACGAACCGCCGGUCCGUGUCGCCGCGGCCCGGGAGCAGCGCAGCCGGUUCCAGCUCAGGUCUCAAGCGGCACGGCGACCCCGAAAUGCACUUGCCUCUGAAGAAGCGAAUGCGCAUGACCGAGUCGGCGUUCCUGCGGCGGGACUCGUUCAUCGACAGCAUGUUCGGCGGCGUGCUGCUCACGCGCGUCGAGUGCACCGAGUGCCACUCGUCCUCUCUCUCCCGCGACGUAUUCCGGGACCUGCAGCUCGCGUUCCCCGAGAAGCUAGAGGGCACCCAGCACAGCGUGCAGAGCUUGCUGGAGUUCUACUGCUCCAAGGAGCGGUUGUCCGGCGACAAUAGAUACGAGUGCCGCGACUGUGGAGGCCUGCGCGACGCCGAGAGGAGCGUGCUGAUCGAAACUACUCCCAAGUUUCUCAUUCUGGUGCUAAAGAAUUUCAAAUUUGAGCCGAAAUUGCAAGUUCAAACCAAAUUAAUGCUCUCGAUUCAUCACAACCACACGGUGACGUUGCCGACUGUGCGCUCCCAGGCCGACCACUCCGCAUACAUACUGUACGCUGCCGUUAUUCACGCCGGGACCACGCUCGACUCCGGGCACUACUACACCCUAGCGAAAGACAAUGGACAAUGGCACAUGUACAACGACGACGUGGUGUCGGCCGCCGAGGAGGGCCAGUUGAGUGGCUUGAAUCGUUCCAGCACGCCCUACAUCUUGUUCUAUCGACGCACCGACAUCGACGAGGGCACCGCGCCCUCGCUGGAGGAGAUGCCCCCCAAGGUGCAGGAGUCGGUCAUGGCUCACAACAAACACUACGUAGAAACAGUUCGCAAAAUGCGGCUCACGAGGCCAUGACGGCUCCGAUCGGACAAGUACAUUGAUUUCACUGUACUAGACUACGUCGAUCCCGAGCAAUAAGGACACAUUGUUCCAUAUCAAAAAGUGACAUAAUUAACGCUGCAAGGAAACGCGACAAAGUUUAGUUUACGAUAGACUAUUAGUUGGUUUUUAUUAUUAGCCGUGACGCAUACAUCAAGUGAAGUGAAUUAACUUAUAAGAUUUUGACAGACUAUAAAAUCUAAGUAUAUGUUGUUCGUCAUGCACAUCCGUUUUGUGAUAUAGUUGUUGAUCUGGACUGAAGAUGUGAGUGAGAUAUUUUCCGAUAGAAACUAAUAUAUUUAUUUAUAAUAGUAACAUCAAUAUUUCAGUCCUGUUUUUGCAAUUUAGUAGUGUGCGUGAGGGCGUGGCAUUAGAUGUUGUAUACGCGUAUCUCCCUGCCAAGAGGCAAACCCGCCUACUGACGUGAAACCAAUCUGAAUCUGAACGCCUCUCCGGUGUGUUUACGCUUACAUCUGAAUGAACGAUUUAGUGAUUGAUUUUACACUAGAAACAUUUGCUUUCGUCGGCAGUAGCUAAACUAUUUGAUGACAGGUUCACUAUAUCAAUGUUACACGUAGUAUGUUCACCAAGUCACAACCGCUGUAAAAUUGCUGAAGAACAUUUAGAUUAAAAUCCAUCUGCUUUUAGUAUCAAACCGAGUUCCUAACGCGGUACACCUAUAAGUACAACUUAUAAAAUUACAUUAUUAUAAUAACUUAGCGUUGAAAGUGUAUACGUUCGUAAGUAAACAGUACAUUAUGAUUCGUGCUACGUUGCCCGCGUUAGCUAAUGCGGCAUCUCUUUCGCUCAUGCGCAGUAAAUAAGCUAAGAGAGAUAGUGAGUUUUUCUAUACACUUGCGAGGAAAACAUAGACUUGUAUAGUUAGUCGUUUUUUAAAUUACAGUAACUCUACUGUCAGAAUGGUUACAUGAUAAUAAAAUUGUAAUGUUCAAUGACCUGUAAUACUUUACAUUUUCGAUUUCCAGUUUGAAUCUUUAGUCAGUUAUAGGAAACGACUCUUUGUUGUUAUCCACUCUUAUCAUUAUAAAAAUCAAAAUAGCUAUAAUUAGGUACAGUCAACUGUAAAAAUAUGGGUGCACAAAUCAUCUCAAAAAUAUGUCUCAUAGUUCUUAUGUCAGCGAAUUCAGAACUAUGGAACAUAUUUUUGAAUAAGUCGGCUACACCCAUAUUUUUAUAGUUGACUGUGCCAGUUUGUUUUGUUCAAAAGAAAUGAGUGCUAUUUAAUAUCACUCAUUUCUUCUAAUAAUUAGAAGAAGCGCGCAGUUAGAUUCAACAGCAUCUUCGCAUGAGAGCCACGAUCACGACGACUAUUGUGAAGCAGAUAAAGGUCCCAAAGGACUAGAUCUCGAAUUUUAUUGGACAACUUAGAAAUUUGGCUAAUCAAGCAACGUAUUGGCUACAGAGAUGUUGUUGCUAGUCCGGGAGAAGUCGACUGGACGAGAGAUUUCCUUUAAGUGCAAAACAAUUUUCGUAUUAUUUACCUUAACAUGCAAUGAAUAGGCAUCAAACUUCAGCAUUGUUUUAUGGUUUUGGUUACAUACCUAUAGGAGAUUUAUCUGUAUCGUAUGGUUACCUUUUCGUCAGUAACGUUUGUGUCACUAUUUCACAGUUGUACAUUUGUGGUUAUCAAUUUGAAGUGAAUGGGUGAAUGUGGUACAGUCGACGUCAAAUAUAUGUUUACAUUUUUCGCCUUAUUACAAAGGAGUAAGGUGCAAAAGUGUAAACAUAUCUUUGACGUCGACUGUACAAUGCCAUCAAAAAAUUUAAAAUUAAUAAGUAAAUUCCAAAUAUCACUUAUGACGUUCCCAAUAUGGUUUAUUAUAUGUAAGGUUGUGUACUUGCAAUUUUUUUUACAAGACAACUGCGUUGUGGUUUGAAUGGAUAUUCCCUUCAAGGGAAAAAUGUUUUUGCAACGGCGGUCGCCGGUGCUCUAGCCACUGCCUUAUUCUAUUAUUCAUACACAUAACAAUCUCUAAAUUUAUGCUUUGAAAAUGUUCAUAACGUUGUUAACGCAAGAGCUGGACUUUGUGCGCAAAUAAACUAACGUAAUGUUUUCAAUGUUAAAACUAUUUAUUCAUAAAAAAAUGUGUUCUAUACGUUUUUUGUAUAUAUACUAUGUAUUCAAAUAUUUUUUUUAAAAGCACGAUAUUUGAUAACCAAUAUUAUAUUGAUCAUAUAAAUGCUUUGGCCAUGAAAAUAUAAUCAAAUUAGUCGCCAUUUGUUGUAAACGUGCAAAUUUCACAAGUACUCAUAAUAAAUAAUAAUAAUAAUAAAGCUACCUUUGUGCUAUUUUUGUAACGAGGAGAAAGUUUCGUAUUUAUAUUCCGUGCGGAAAGUGAAGAGUCGUGGAAUGUAAGAGAACCCAUACAUUCUACUACUCUUCUCUUUCCGCACUAAGACUACAAAAGUUUAAUCACAUAUUAAGUUGUUUGCUUUUUUCUGAUAUUGGUUAAUACUUAACCGGUCGGCCAUCAAUAAAAUGAUAGUUGAUAUUGAAAAUGUAGGCACUCCUGGCGCGCGGCAGACGCGGCAGUCUUGUCUGCUCCUUAUCCAAAUGACUCCUUAAUUUCAUGUCAUUCAUGUCAUGCUGUCAUGACAGCGUUCGAUAUACCGGGUGGUGCCUGUAACAGGAGCAAAAAAAAAACCAGACUAUUCCUCAAACUGAUCAACAUGUUCAGCUACUAUUAUACAUGUGAUGUGAUGUUUAUUUAGCACACUUUGAUGUUUAUUCUGAAACUCGAUGUAUGGCGAAUUUUGUUAUAUUUGAAGCUCAACAAGCAACGUCAAUUACACUGAUGACAGCGUACAUUGAUAAUAAUAUUUAAAAUGUAUGAAAAAUAGGAAAUCUAAAGUCUCCAUAAUUUUAAGUUAUUGAGAAAUGGGUUAUUGUUUGAAGAGUAUCUAAGUAUGUUUAGGUUAUUUGCUCGUGUUGCAGGCCCCACCUGGUAUCACAAGAAACAAGAAAUCUUAGCCAAACGAUAAUGUACUUACUCGGGGCCGAAUAUGUAACUACAAUAAACUUACAUUUACAUAUUUGUUUUACAUGUCUUUAUUUAGUCAUACUUGAAAUGACUAGACCAGAACAAUUCUUGGGUUUGACGCUCGCUGCUACGGGAUAGGGAUGUCUCGAUGCUCUGUUAAUUUUUAUCUUGGCGAGACUGAAAUUGAGUGAUGAAGAUCUUGAGGUCUUAAAAUUAUACGUAAAUAAGUAAACAAGGUGUUUCCGUCAUUAAGGGUUAUAUUUAUAUAUGUAUAAAUGUUACUAUAAAAUUAUAAUCUCAUGUGUACAGAUAAAUUACAGAUGUAAAGUUCGUAUUUGUUAUAAUACUUCAGUCAACAAAGAGUAGACUCUUUAUACCGAGACUGACUGAUACAGCAAUACACGUUGGUACGUUUCCGUGAAAAAUACGAUGGGAAAUAAUUAUGCACUACAUCUGUACGUCUUAUUUGUGAUGGGUUUUUAAAUUUGAAUUUCUACUUUAUUACAAAGAGACUGAAGUCAAUAUUACAUACACGCCACCCAAUUUCUUUUGUAUAUUUAAUUAAACAUUUAGUAUGGAAAGUAUACAGUGUGGAAAGAUAAGACGGGCCCUGGAGAGAAACUACCUUAAAUCCUUAAGUUGGCUCAUUUAACUUAAAGGUGACAUUUCUUUAUUUUUAAAAAGAAACAAAACUGCAUUCAAAGAUUUUCUAAAACUCGCUUGCCUCGCCCGGGACUCGAACCGACUAAAAAUUCCAAAAAAUAACACUCGCAAUUUUAUUCUACUAGUUGAUACAGUUAAUAUUAAUGAUAACAUUUCUCCAAGAAACAAUAGGUCUUACACUCGUCUUGUAUAAAAUAUCCAUAAAAUCUAAUAUUUAGUACUAAAGAUUUUUUUAGACAAGCCAAAUUGAAAAAAAAAGAAAAAUCUUUAAAUGCAGUUUUGUUUCUUUUUAAAAAUAAAGGAAUGUCUCCUAUAAGUAAAAUAAGCCAGCAUAAGGAUUUAAGGUAGUUUCCCUCCAGGGCCCGACUUAUCUUUCCACACUGUAUAUUUAAAAAAUAUCUAGCAAACACAAACUAAAGGUAGCGAAAAAAGAUGACUGUUACUAAUUGUCGUCAUUCAUUUUAUUAUAACGCAUCUUACCAUUUUACAAACAUUAAUCUCUAGCGUCCUGCUGUCCAAAAUAUAGUCCAUAGCGGUAGUGGCCGAGUGGAUAAACAUCCGACUUUCAAUCCGGAGGUUGCGGAUUCCAAUCCUGGCUCGUACCAAUGAGUUUUUCGGAACUUAUGUACCACUAGCUUUUCGGUGAAGGAAAGCAUAGCGAGGAAACCUGCAUAGAUCUGGGAAGAAAUUCAAAGGUGUAUGUGAAGUCCCCAAUCCGCAUUGGGCUAGCGUGGGGACUAUAGCCCAAGCCCUAUCGCGCAUGAGAGGAGGCAUGACUGCAAUUUUCUGCCGCCAGAGUGCAUCACUAGCACAAAUUAUAACCAUUGAGUAAUCUUAUUACAUAUUAUGCCUUAAACAGUUUUUUUACAAGUUUCACAGAUAAUAAAAUAUGACGUUGAUGCAUCAAGGAGGCUUGUUUACAGAGGGCCUACCGGGAAUCGUGAAAUUCGAUAUUUUUUUCGAAAGAGUGAUAGAGGUAUAGAUUGUAAAUAACAAAAACUUUCGUUCUUAUUUCACGGUGGCCCUCAGAUUGUGCUACUAGCGCCCUCUACGCAGAGUUUUGCGUAAUAUUUCCUAUUAAGUAUACUCAUGCGACAAGCGUUCCAAAAUUUUCUAAUGGGACAUUGUCGGACACUUCUCACAUUUUUGUGUGGGAAAUGAUGUAUUGACAUUGAGUUCCAAAAUUAAGACUUUAUUCCUUGUAAAAUUUUCCGGAGUUCUUUUUACCACUCUUUGCACAAAUCUCGGCGUAAAAAUCGCCUUGUCGUUCAACUGUCCUUAUGUCGCUUCGAUAUUUGUACCUACUUGUAAAAAAAGGUAUAACAUUAUACCACAAUAAUGGGUAGGUAUAUUAAGAUUUAUGAAUAAGCGGGUGUCUAUUUGAACAAAGUUGUGAUUGUAGGGUAUUUUGGAUUAUAUAAUAAUGCUGUAUGAUCCGGGGUAAAGGUUCUGAAAGAAAAGUGUACAGUGUAUAUAAAUCAAUAUAUCUAUAAUUAUAUUAUAUGUGCAUUAUUAUCUGUACGUAAUAAUAUUCAUAAAACAAACAUGUAGUGCAUUUAAACCGUAUUAUAAUAUAAAUGUUCAGGAUAUGUAACAAUAUGUAUAGUCUACGCAGCACCAAGUGACUAAAAUAAUGUAAAGAAAUAUGUAAUUUUGCACAGAUGCUUUGAUUAGAGAUCUUGGUGGUCCUUGUAUAAUACUGUAUCUUGGUCACACAUUCACAUAACGGCCACAAUCAAAAUACUAUGUACUUAUUCUGUUGAGUAACUCUUCCAAUAAACAGGUGAAAGAAUUUGAGUGUACUUUAACAAUAAAUAUUACGUAAAUUCUCGCGGGUCUCAGUAAUAACGACAUAGUUCUAAAGCAAUGGUAACUAUUAAUGUAUAUGUAAAACUAUAUCUAAGUGUGGUCAUUAAUUUUAGUACAAAGGCCUACUGUAUUUCACACCGAAUUUUGUGUUCAAUAGUUAUUCGUUUUUCUCGUUUUAAUAUAUAUCAAUCAUUGUUGAUACCUUCCCGUUGGCUUUUUAACACGUUCACUGUCCGUGCCCCACAUAUGGGUCACGGCAAGCCUGUAUUACAAAACCGUAAGGUUAACAAUUCGAUUGGGACAGUGAACGUGUUGAUGCCAUAGGAUCUUUUUUAUAUUUAAAUACAGUUUUAAGGAUAACUAGCAUGUGUCGCAUUUAAUUUCACAGGGGUGAACUGCAAACAUAAUUAUCUUAUGAUUUCGGGACCCCUAAGAAUGACCUUUCGCCUACUCAAGAGCUUUGUCAACCAUCGCCAUGUGCCGGAUGAUGGAGCUCAUUUGAAUUACUUUGGUUCCUUUGUCUGGCGAGGGCGUGACAUUCACUGUUUGUGUCUUACUGUUUCUUCCUCUUCGCCACACAUUCAAGAAUCGGUGUUGUCAGUGUCCCAUCUUGGCUAAUGGCUACUCUACACGAUGGGCCAGCGCCAGCCACUCCAAUGGACGCAUUUAUACGUUAGAGGGGGCAAGUGAUAUUGCUAUCUCAUUCUACCGCAUGGCUGCGUCUCUUGGAGUGGCCGACGCUGGCCCAUCUUGGCUUCUAUGACCCCGUAAACACCCCUGUUAUAAUUUGGAGUUGUCUUUUGCUAAGUUUCCAUAGCAUCUUGCUCCAGCCCGUGACGCCCAUGUCUACUUUUUGCAUAAAGAGCUUUGAGUGCUUCAGAUCCUUCAGACUGUUCCAUUCUACGCUAUUAACACCGUCAGGCAUAUAUGUCUUAACUAAUGAUUAUGUGGAAAGUUCGUGGCAUAAAUGUGAACUUUUGUGUGUUCAAAUGUUCACAAACAUUGAGCAUUAUGUCAUCUGGCAAAAUAACUGUAUGUAUGGCCCGUGACAGUCAUACCAGAGGGACUAGCCAAAAUGCCAAUCGUUUGCGCCGCAGCGAACGAAAUCGUAAUGUCUAUUACUCUUCCAAAUAAGUGCGAAAGAGAGACAUUAGCAUUUCGUUACGGCACAAAUGUUUGGCAUCUUGGCUAGGCGGCUCGGCUGUUCAUUCGGAUGUCACAGUCGCGUAAAACGGAAAUAUUGGUGUCUACAGGCGUGUUAUAGUAUAUUUAGUCGCGCUUUAUCACAUUCGACAUGACAUUAUUUAUUAUAUUGUAUAGAGCUCGUGUCGUCAGAACGAGAAGUACGUAAUUCCAUGGCAUGUCAGUGUGACCAUAAUACACCUGACUUUGCGGUGCGCAAAGUCAUAUUGGAGCGAUCAGAUGUUCACAAAUAUCCGAACAAACCCUCUACUAUACAGAUCUUAGAGGUAGACUUAGAUCAAGAUAAGUUAGCAACGGAUUUCAAAGCACACGGAGCAGUGCAAGUGUUAUUUUAAUCUUCAAGUUUCUAUGAAAUUAUGACAUAUAAAUAAUAAAUAACACUUGCACCUCGUGUGCUAUCACUAUCAUAAUCGUUGCAGACUUAUCUUGGUCUAACUCUAUUGCUAUUUCAGUGUUAAUCUCUUGACCGCUAAGAUAUGUCUGUUAGCGCCUGUACAUAUUGGCUAUGACUAGGUAAAUUUCACAACAAUGAAAAUAAAAUACUAACCUACCUUGCUUACAAUUAGUUCACUCAUUUAAGAGGAUAGUGGACGACUGAUUCUCCAUACAAACGUAUAGGUCAAGAAAUGAAUGCUCAAAAAACGUUGUAGAGGGAAAUGCUAGGAACACAAUUUUUGACUCCGUAACUUUGUUUGGACUAGUUAGGAGGUAAACAUAUCAAAAGUCCCCGGCUGUAGCCCCGCUGCUGGGGGGCAGAGGGGGGUAAGAAGGUCGAAUUUUUCGGUUUUUCAUUGAUAUCUUGGAAACUUUGCGUCUUAGCGACAUGACUACUAAGACAAACCGAAAACUGAUAAAAUUAGUUACAAGUUUUAUCCUGUCAAGUUUUUCGAUAUCAUGAAUAGUUUUUGAGAUACCCGCUCUUGAAAGUUUAUUUAGGGAUUUUAAUUUUAUCUUGAUAUCUACGUCAGUGAAGCUGUUAGGCCAUGUUUGGUAUCAUUUUCGUAUAAAUCGGGGGUGCUGAAUUCAUUUAUGGUAUCACCUUGACACCAUUCCGAAGUAAAACCAAAAUUUAAAAAUAAAUAUUUUUUUUAAUCCCUCUUCACGCUUAAACCGCUGAACCAAUUUCGUUGAAAUUUGGUAUAGAAAUAGUUUAAAUCUGGACACACGACAUAGGAUAGUUUUUAUAACCAAAAGCAUCUUUUGAGGGUGUGAAAAGUGGGGUGGAAGUUUGUAUGGGGAGUCAAUAACCGCUGAACCGGUUUAGAUGAAAUUUAGGACGGAAUACAUCUGUGAUUUGGAUGAAAGCGAUACCAAACAUGACUUAAAACCUUACCUUGAGCAGUAUUAACCUCAGGAAUUCAGUUUCGUCGACGAAGUUGAAUUCCCCCCAUACUCCAUUUCACAACUUUAAAGGAUGAUUAUUGAGAUAAAAAGUAUCUUAUGUCCUGUCUUGGGACUCGAAAUAUCUGUAUACCAAAUUUCAAUUAAAUCGGUUGAGCGGUUUAAGCGUGAAGAGGAAUUUAAAAAAAAAGGUAUUUGUUUAAAGUUUAUAUGUUUUUUCUUAGGAAUGGUGUCAAUGUGAUACCAAAACUGAAUUCAGCACCCCCGAUUUAUACGAAAAUGAUACCAAACACGGUCUAGCAGCGUCACUAAUGUAGAUAUCAAGAUAAAAUUGAAAGCCCUAAAUAAACUUUCAAGAGCGGAUAUCUCAAAAACUAUUCAAGAUAUCGAAAAACUUGACUGAAUAAAACUUGUAACAAAUUUUAUCAGCUUUUGGUUUGUCUUAGUAGUCAUGUCGCUAAGACGCAAAAUUUCCAAGAUAUAAGUGAAAAACCGAAAAAUGAGACCUUCUUUCCCCCCUCUACCCCCCAGCACCGGGGUUACGGCCGGGGACUUUUGAUAUGUUCACCUCCUAACUAGUCCAAACAAAGUUACGUAGUCAAAAAUUGUGUUCCUAGCAUUUCCCUCUAUAACUUCUUAUUGCUUGGCCUAGUAGUCCCCCUAAAUAAAAUAAUUGAGCAAAAUGGGGACGACUUAGUUUUUUUGGGGUAGCAUCGCGUUGCGCGCGUACACUUUCCUCUUAACAAAUCUUCUGAAUUUUCCUUACAUUGGUUAUUACCUAUGCGUUUUAUACUCUUUUUAACAAUGACCUUGAUAACAAAAUCAAUAGAUUAGCAUAAAUAUAUGAACACAUUAUUGUUGCAAUCAAGGUACGAUUCUAUAUUUCCUUUAGUGAGGUGGUACCCUACCUGUGUUUUGGUUAUUAAGUUUUCAACUACAGAAUGCAGAUAGGCAGACAGGCCCUCUGAGAGCCUACCUAGAAGCAUCUUUCUCUGUCACUUUAAUUACGCCAUAAUUGGAGUAAAAGGGAAAGAUGCCCGCAAUAUGUGAACUUCGGUGUUCGCGGUAGGCGUUCGUUACGAAAUGAAUGUUGUGAUUAAUAUUUCACCAGAGGCAGGGGUAAAUCACGCGGAAUCGUUUUUACACAGACUUUGUACGUCUUACGUUUACUUAUACAACUGUUUCGCGUUUCUUUAUGUAAAUAAAGUUAUAGCAUUUAAGUAUUUUGAAUGGUUAAUAUUAGCAUAUUUGUAGCUUAACUAGUUAUAUUUAUUUGACUUGUAAUUCGACAAAUUAUCUCCAUAUAUUAUAAUAUUCAUUAUAUGUAUUUAGGUAACACAUUGUGAAAUCAACUUUGGAUUAAAAAUAAAUGUUUUUAAAGCCUG
Cydia fagiglandana is the source of this 12094-nucleotide messenger RNA. It is a transcript of the gene DUBAI, whose product is annotated as ubiquitin carboxyl-terminal hydrolase 35. The transcript has 12 exons. Lineage: Eukaryota; Metazoa; Arthropoda; Insecta; Lepidoptera; Tortricidae. The coding region runs from base 436 to 2667 and encodes 743 amino acids. Gene Ontology annotation, biological process: protein deubiquitination. Gene Ontology annotation, molecular function: cysteine-type deubiquitinase activity. The record is from RefSeq and is a predicted model, not a curated record.